Molecule: messenger RNA, 471 nt
Organism: Staurois parvus
Lineage: Eukaryota; Metazoa; Chordata; Amphibia; Anura; Ranidae
Source: the annotation of a GenBank genome assembly
AUGGGCCCCUGUACCGCCUCCUCAUGCUGCUGCCAGGCCCGUAAUCUGCCAUGGGCCCCCGUACCGACUCCUCAUGCUGCUGCCAGGCCCAUAAUCUGUCAUGGGCCCCUGUACCGCCUCCUCAUGCUGCUGCCAGGUCCAGAGUGUGUCAUGGGUCCCUGUACGGCCUCCCAUUGCUGCUGUCUCCAUCGCCACACUCUGCCAUGUGCCACUUUCAGGUCUCCUCACACUGCUGGUGGGUUCCAUUUUUUCAUAGGGUGCUGUAUGGCCUCCCAUUGCUGCUGCCUCCACCGCCACACUGUGGCUCCACACUCUGGUUUUGGCCCCGUGACUGCCCAAAUGAGUGAAGUGUGCGGUGAUUCUAAGAUCGACGGCACUCAUCUGCAUGUCAUACUGACUGACAGUAUUAUUUCUCUUCCCCAGCAGACUCCAAGGGCAUUUAAAUUAAAGGUACAGUGUUCUGCACUAAUA